This is a messenger RNA of Fragaria vesca subsp. vesca, 812 nucleotides long. RefSeq names its product protein ELF4-LIKE 4-like. Bases 231 to 575 code for a protein of 114 amino acids. The record is from RefSeq and is a predicted model, not a curated record. Lineage: Eukaryota; Viridiplantae; Streptophyta; Magnoliopsida; Rosales; Rosaceae. The transcript is spliced from 2 exons. Gene Ontology annotation, biological process: positive regulation of circadian rhythm; entrainment of circadian clock.
AGAUAAAAGAAGAAAGAUUUAGAGAGAGAAAAAGAAACACCUCCUCCAUAUCUGGCUGUCAAUCAAAUCUACUCUGCUGCACAAGAUCCUAUCUAUUCCCCUGCUCUAUGUUCCUCUCAUGAUUUCUCAGGCCUUUUCCGCCACAGCAGAAGCAGCUCCGCCGAUUAUAUAAGUAAAUUCCAUUCUUUUCCAGAAUCCCAGGCAAGCAUUCGUUUUGGUUGAAGUAUUAGAUGGAAGGUGGUAUAUAUACAGGCAUAGGAAAUGGUACCCAGUUGGAUAGCAAGGUUGUGCAGACAUUUCAGAAGAGCUUUGUACAAGUACAAGACAUUUUGGAUCAGAACAGAUUGCUAAUAAAUGAGAUUAAUCAAAACCAUGAGUCCAAGAUCCCCGAUAACCUCAGCAGGAAUGUGGGAUUAAUUAGAGAGCUUAACAACAACAUUAGAAGGGUGGUAGAUCUCUACGCUGAUCUUUCCAGCAAUUUUUCCAGGUCAAUGGAAGCCUCUUCAGAAGGUGAAUCUGCUGGGACUUUGAAAUCAGAUGGAAAAUCUAGUGAGAAGAGAAUUAGAUCCGGGUAAUUGUUCUAAAUAUAGCUUUGUUGUAGUUAUAGAUCCUGCAGUCUUAAAUUACUGAAUAAGGGAAAAAAACUGUGAAUUUGUGAUACUAGAGGAAAUAACUUCAUAAUAUUGUGGUGCUCAUUUGUAGUUUUGAAUCAAUAAUAUCUAUCUAUUUGAGGCUUUAUGCAACAUUUUCACUGCCACAAACUAUGAUGAAAAUCUCAGUAUAAAACUAUAGAAGUAUAGCCUUGAAGUCUU